Molecule: messenger RNA, 7615 nt
Organism: Oncorhynchus nerka (sockeye salmon)
Lineage: Eukaryota; Metazoa; Chordata; Actinopteri; Salmoniformes; Salmonidae
Product: protogenin B-like
Exons: 20
Coding region: 53-3445 (1130 amino acids)
Biological process (GO): cell-cell adhesion; neuron migration; axon guidance
Cellular component (GO): cell surface; axonal growth cone; plasma membrane
Molecular function (GO): protein binding
Source: RefSeq, a predicted model, not a curated record
ACGAUGGGGAACUGCUAUCCUCAUUUAUAGAAUGACAGAACAAUUUGGAUAAAUGGCGAUUUUCAAAAGGAAACUGUACCAGCUAUGUUUUCUGUUUUUUGUUUUGUUUAUUCCACUAUCAGGUGUUUUUUGUUUCAGUGAACUCUCCUUCAUCAUCGAGCCCAGUGAUAUUACAGUGAUAUCCAAGGAUCCAGUGGUCCUGGACUGUGUGGCCCACGGACAGCCUCCCAUCGUCAUCAGAUGGCUGAGGAAUGGAGUCAGGCUAGCUGAGAGCGAGCGGCUUCAGUUCCUGUCCAAUGGCUCACUGUACAUACUGGAGGCCAGGAGAGAUGGAGAAGGGUCGGACGGAGGGUUUUAUCAGUGCCUCUCCCAGAACAAAUAUGGAGCCAUCCUAAGCCAAAGAUCCCGCCUGACUAUCGCAAAUAUCUCACCAUUCGUGGUGCAGCCCGUGCCUUUGGAGGUGACCGAAGGUUCCGUGGCCAGGUUCACCUGCCAGGUGACCUCUAACCCUCCUGCCACCAUCACCUGGGAGCUAGACCAAAGCACACUACCGUUGGAGACAGACAGAAUCACAGUCCUGCCCAACGGAGCUCUCCAGAUUCAAAACGUCCAACUAGAGGAUGCUGGGAAGUACCGUUGUGUGGCCACCAACAUCGGCAACCGCGUCAAGAGUAGAAAGGCAACGCUCUCCGUCAUCAACCAAGGUUCUGGCCCUAAACCACGUCAGAGGCCCCGGAUCAUAGCGGGCCCCCAAAACAUGACUGCUUCCCUCCACUACACCGUGGUCCUGGAGUGUUUUGCUACGGGCAACCCCAGACCCAUCAUCUCCUGGAGCCGGGCCGACAGUAAACCCAUCGACGUGUUCAAUGCCAGGGUGCUGGGCAGUGGAAACCUGGUGAUCAGUGAUGUGAAGCCUCAGCACAGUGGAGUCUACCUCUGUAGAGCCACCACCCCAAGAACACGCAACUACACCAUCGCUACUGCCAACCUCACCGUGCUCGAGCCCCCAUCACUGGUGGAGAGACCCGAGAGCCAGACCCGUCCCAGGGCUGGCACUGCCCGCUUCGUGUGCCAGGCUCAGGGGGUGCCCCCGCCACGCAUCACCUGGCUGAAGAACGGAGAGGAGGUGCACCUGAACGGCAGGAUCAAGAUGUACAACAGUAAACUGGUGAUCACUCAGAUCACAACGGAGGAUGAUGCCAUCUACCAGUGUGUGGCGGAGAACGAACAGGGCAGCGUUCUGUCCCUGGCACGCCUCAUCGUGGUGAUGUCUGAGGACCGGCCCAGCACUCCCAGGAACAUCCACGCUGAAACCAUCUCCUCCUCAGCCAUCCUACUGGCCUGGGAGAGACCCAUCUACAACGCUGACAAAGUCAUCGCUUAUUCUGUUCACUACAUGAAGGCUGAAGGCCUAAACAAUGAGGAAUACCAGGUGGUGAUUGGCAACGACACGACCAGCUACAUUAUAGAUGACCUGGAGCCAGCCUGGAACUACUCUUUCUACAUGGUGGCCUAUAUGCCGAUGGGAGCUAGCCGUAUGUCUGACCAAGUCUGUCAACACACUCUGGAGGACGUGCCCCUGCGUACCCCAGAGCUCAGCCUGACCAGCCACAGCCCUACAGACAUCCAGGUUUUGUGGCAGCCUCUACCAACCAAACUGUCCCGUGGGCACAUCUGGGCCUAUCGUCUGUCCUACCGUACAGCUGCAGACGACAUGGUUCUGUCUGUGGAGCUGGCCCAAAACAACACCCAGUACCUCCUGGGAGACCUUCAGCCUGAUACCGUCUACCUGCUCCGGAUCGCUGCAGCCACCAGGGUGGGGUGGUGUGAACCCUCCUCCUGGACCUCCCACCGCACUCCCAAAACCUCCAGCAUCAAAGUGCCACCUGCCCCACUGCUGCAGCAACUGGAGCCUCUCAACUGCACCUCCAUCUUGGUUCGAUGGCAGCCAUCUCCAGGCUCCGUGGUCGUCCAGGGUUACCGGCUCUGUUACCAUGAGGGUCAACCAGAACAGCCCUGCAUCCAGCUCCAGCCUGAGGACACAGAAUAUACCAUCAGUGGUCUGGACCCAAGGCGGAAGUACCAGGUGAAACUGUUGGCAUUAAGCCUCGUAGGAGAUGGUUACCAGGCCGACCAGACUCUCAGCACCCCAGGAUGUGUAUCAAUCCGAGAUCACCCGGUGGCCCAGCCUCCAGCCCCGGACCAUGUGAGUGCGGUGGUUAACAGCUCGUCGGCGGUGUACCUGCGUUGGAGCCGUCCUGCCUUCUCCUCUAGGAAGGUUGUUAGCUACACAGCUCGCUGUACACCUGUGGGCCUGAUGAACGUAUCAGCCAUACGCUACAUACAGACUACCAAUCAGAAUGUGGUGAUACAGGGUCUGGAACCCAACACACGCUAUGAGUUAGUGGUGCGUCUCCAUGCCGACCAGCUGUCCAGUCCCUGGAGUUCUGUUGUCCAUCAGAGGACCCUUCCUGCAGCGCCCAGUCGUCCACCUGAAGGUGUGAAGGUGUCUCUGAUUGAGGACGGCACAGCCCUGGUUUCCUGGAGGGAACCAGAGGAGAACAACCUGGCAGUGACGCACUACACCAUCCUGUACGCCUCACAGAGGGCCUGGCUGGCCGGACACUGGCAAACACUGCAGAGAGAUGGAAGUAACACCAUGAUCCUGCUGGAGCGUCUGGAGCCUGGUAACGUCUACCUGGUGAAGAUAUCUGCCUCCAACCUGAUGGGAGACGGGCCCUUCUCUACCACUGUGGAGCUGGCCCUGGGGCCCGGGCCUAGACACAGAGGGAAGAGCCCCAGGCAUUCAGACAGCGGAUCCUCCUCAGACACUUCAGUGUUCUCUGAUGGCCAGUACCACAUGGACCAGAAGUCCAUGACAGGCCUCAUGGUGGGGGUCUGCAUCACUCUGGCUUGUAUCGCCAUCUGUGCCCUCAUCCUCAUCAACAAAGGCAGAUCCAGGAAAUCGUCCAUCUGUAAGAUCAUGGACGUAGUGAACGGUGAGAGACCCCAUGGUCCACAUGCUGGUUUGGCCCUGGCCAAUGACCACCAGGCUGACAACAUAGAGGCCCUGAUGCCUGUGAUGGCACAACACUUCAUUGAUGCCAAGGGUGGUUCUAACCUGGUGAUUAGUAGAACAGGUCCAGUCAAUGGCAGCAACCGCGGUAAGAGAUGGCAAUUCUUCAAGAGGGAGAGACGUAAUACAAAUACAAGCCAGGCUGAGAACAGAGUGUGUCUGUACGAGGCAGGGAAGACCGUGCUGUGUUACGAGGAAAAGGUAGACGCUCCGCCCCUCCAGCCUUCCAGCCUGCAGAUCCUGUUUGGACCACUAGGGGGCUUACAGCGCUCCGUGGGUAGCAGUCGGGGAAGCAGCUCUGGGACCACUGAGACCAGCGAAGGAAGCCACGAGACAGGAGACUCCGGUCACGAGAGUGAGAAUGAGUAACCCGUCCUGUAAUUCCAGCCAUCCAUCCUUCGGGUCAGAGUUGGAUGACAGCUCAACUCCAGAGGAUGAAGAGUGUUUUAGAAGUGGAGGAAGAAGGAAAUCCUUGUUUUUAAAGUGGAAUCUGAGGUGACGACACCAAGCACAACCCUUACCAUCAUCACCAUCGCCUCCACCGGCCUGAUCAUGACACUGUCCAGCGGUCGUCACGUCCCUGUUCCCUCUCGGCUGAGGAAUUAUCCUGUCCAGGCCCCCGUCCAGUCAGCAGGCUCCUCCUGAUGAUAGACUACCCAGCCUGAAUGUGACUUAUCUACAGCUGAAGCUGCCCCCCCUUCUUGGCCUCCUGAAAACAGGUCCUUGGGCAUGGAACAUACGAGGAGUUAUGAAGAGGGAUCAGGAAGUUGAAGAUUGAGGAGGAAACAGGGGUUUUCUUCAGGUCUAAAUGAAUGUUGUUUUCCUGUUUCAUUUUGAGCUCAUUUUCAGUCUGUCUGGUUUUCGUCUGUGUGUCUGUUCGGUCUUUAGGACUGUUUUUUUUAACACAGAUCAAGCCUUGCCCUGGAUUGGUGAUAGGUAGGUUAUGGUAUCCUGAAAAGCAUGUUGAGUGAUAUUCUCCAUUCAAAGUGGCUUCUUUGUACAGGACCCGGCUUAGUCUGUGUCCAGGGGGAAAUGAGUCCUUAAUGUCUGUUCUAAACCAAAGCUCACACCAAAAAUGAAUGUUCAAAAGAAUGUAAAAAAAAAAAAGUAUUGCUUUUGUGAUACAUUUUCUAAUAUGUUAAUAUAGAUUUAUUUCUUCCUCUGAAGUAGAGGGUGUAGUUGGUGACCCCUCAUUGCUGAUUGUCUACCUCAGUGACUCUGAUUUGUAUAUAGUGCUACCUCAUCUUAACGGAAUAUUGUGCAGUACUGUAUAUAGUGCUACCUCAUCUUAACAGUAUAUUGUGCAGUACUGUAUAUAGUACUACCUCAUCGUAACAGUAUAUUGUGCAAUAUUUCCCCAUAACUCAGGGAAUGAAGUUGAAAACAUUUAAAAGCCAUUUCUUCUUACCUGCAUUAAUAUCCUGCAGGAAUUAUUUAGGCUUAAUUUGUUUUGAAGAUUUGUGAAAAUUCAUUUUUUAAUUAUUAGAUUUUUUUUUUUACAAGGUUGGAAAAGCUUUUAAGUUUUGAAUGAUGAGUCUUUUCAGUAGAGUUCUACUAUUUAAGUGCAUUCGAUAUCAUCCUUCUCUAUUUGAGUAAGAUAAAGUAACCAAAAAUAAACAUUCAACUGGCAUUUCCAGUGCACCCGACCUUAAAAGCUUUAAAAUGGCCUUAUAACGUGGAAAAGGGCUCUGCAGAUGGUCUUAGAUAUAGAGAUCCAAAGAAAUGGCCGUAUAACGUGGAAAAGGGCUUUGCAGAUGGUCGUAGAUAUAGAGAUCCAAAGAAAUGGCCUUAUAACGUGGAAAAGGGCUUUGCAGAUGGUUGUAGAUAUAGAGAUCCAAAGAAAUGGCCGUAUAACGUGGAAAAGGGCUUUGCAGAUGGUCGUAGAUAUAGAGAUCCAAAGAAAUGGCCGUAUAACGUGGAAAAGGGCUUUGCAGAUGGUCGUAGAUAUAGAGAUCCAAAGAAAUGGCCUCAUAACGUGGAAAAGGGCUUUGCAGAUGGUCGUAGAUAUAGAGAUCCAAAGAAAUGGCCUCAUAACGUGGAAAAGGGCUUUGCAGAUGGUCGUAGAUAUAGAGAUCCAAAGAAAUGGCCGUAUAACGUGGAAAAGGGCUUUGCAGAUGGUCGUAGAUAUAGAGAUCCAAAGAAAUGGCCGUAUAACGUGGAAAAGGGCUUUGCAGAUGGUCGUAGAUAUAGAGAUCCAAAGAAAUGGCCUUAUAACGUGGAAAAGGGCUCUGCAGAUGGUCGUAGAUAUAGAGAUCCAAAGAAAUGGCCGUAUAACGUGGAAAAGGGCUUUGCAGAUGGUCGUAGAUAUAGAGAUCCAAAGAAAUGGCCUUAUAACGUGGAAAAGGGCUUUGCAGAUGGUCGUAUAUAUAGAGAUCCAAAGAAAUGGCCUUAUAACGUGGAAAAGGGUUUGCAGAUGGUCGUAGAUAUAGAGAUCCAAAGAAAUGGCCGUAUAACGUGGAAGAGGGCUUUGCAGAUGGUCUUAGAUAUAGAGAUCCAAAGAAAUGGCCGUAUAACGUGGAAAAGGGCUUUGCAGAUGGUCGUAGAUAUAGAGAUCCAAAGAAAUGGCCUUAUAACGUGGAAAAGGGCUUUGCAGAUGGUCGUAUAUAUAGAGAUCCAAAGAAAUGGCCGUAUAACGUGGAAAAGGGCUCUGCAGAUGGUCUUAGAUAUAGAGAUCCAAAGAAAGAGUUGUUCGCCUAUAAGUAAACAAAACCUCAACAACCAACAACAACAAAUUCUACAUGCAAUAGGCAAACAGACUAUGCCAAAAUCAUGGGUUCCAUGUACAACCGUUUCCACAGAGUUUUACACGGAACUCAAAAGGGUUCUACCUGGAACCCAAAAGGGUUAACCUAUAAGGACAGCCAAAGAACCCCUGUGAAACCCUUUCUCCUAAGAGUGUAUGUCUAUUCCUCUUUGAGUCGAAUGCAUUUCUUAUUGUACAUUUCAAGACGAGUUUUAUACCUGGUUGAAAGCUUUAACUCUUUGUCUUUCAGACGAUUGUUCUCCGUUUGCAUUCUAUCUAAAUCUCUGAUACUAAACGCAGCAGUGACACAGAUGUCCCACUGAGCAAAAACUGAUUCAAUCAAUGUUGUUUCCACGUCAUUUCAACGUGAUAACAUUGAAUCAACGUGAAAAACGGAUUGGAUUUGGAAAAAAAGUCAUCACUGUAAAGAGAAUUUUAAUAUUUUUUCAGCUUUUAACCGAAGUCCAAUGACAUGGCAACAUUUGUUUGUUUGUUGAUUUCAUGUUAGUUGACAACUCAACCAGAUGUAAUUCAAAACUAGACGUUGAACUGACGUCUGUGCCCAGUGGGGUGCUAUCAGAUGCCUUCUAUCUAGAUCAUUGAUGCUAAAAUCAGCGGUGACACAGAUGUGCUAUGAGAUGCCAAAGAGUCCUUCAGAUAGAUCAGAUGGGAGUACUUCAGAUUGAUCCUUGGAAUGAUGUCAUUUGAAGCCAGGGUUGGGAUCUGUUCCAUUUCAAAUGUCAAUUAUGGGAGUAAACUGACAUUCCAAUGCCUUUUCAAUGAGCAAAGUUGGCAUUUAGAAUUUUUGUUAACUUCCAGAAUUGAUUGAAUUGGAAUGGAAUUGAGUACAACCCUGAUAGUAUUUGCUACUCACACAGGACCAAAGAAUCCAGUCAGUGUAUUAACAGUGAUAGUAGGUGGAUGUUUUUUUUCCAGGGGAUUUUUCAUCCAUCAACCAGAUUCUAACCUGGCAACUACGAUAUUCGGUAUUCUAACCUGGCUAUUACUCUAUUCUAUAUUUCAGUGUGACAAUACGACAAGGAUUGUGACUAUCAAAUCGAUAAUGACUGCGUGAAGAGCAACAUAAUCAAGCUUUAUAUCUUUGAAAAGCAAUUCAUCUUAACCAAAGAAUAAUUUAAAGUCAUCAUUGUUUAUUCAUUAGUUCUUUGGUUUUAAUUGUUUUUUUACAUAACAGUAUCUGCAUAAUGUGAUAUGUAUCUAGGAUUUCGAUUCACUGGAAAGGGCAUUUUAUAGUCGAUUCUUUGUGGUGCCAAGUUCCUUUUUUAAAAAUUUUUAGAGCAGCUUGAGAGGUCAAAAAAUUGUUCCGUUUAGUUGUCGAUAUGAUUGUUGUUCAAGAGAUUUCACCUUAAAGAACAUAAAAGUUAACUUUGGGACUUUUAAAACAUUUAUUAUUGUUUUGUUCUUUUAGGAUCAUUUGAUUUUUUUAUUUUAUUAACGCAUAUUUUUCAUAGAUGGAUAUAAGAAAAGAUUGGGCUAUUUUCCCUCUGUCUGUGUUCUCAAAGCCUGUGCCAGUGGCAGGUUAGUCAGUGAGCCUGUUGCCAUUUGCCAUUGCAGGACACCAAUUGAACAUUUUGAAUGUGUUGCUUAUUUUUAUUAUUUGGCAAAUUUUUUGUUAUAAUUUCCUGCUUUUGUAAUGCAUAUUUACCAUAUCAUUUUGUAUUUUUUUCUCUCAAUUGUUAAAACAAAGGUGUUUCUGUGUUACAAUGCACAAGCCAAACUGUUUGGUCCUCUCAAGAUUGUCUCAUCAUUUGAAUAAAACUGUUCCUGAAAAACUA